GAACAUUAUAAAAUAAAUGCACUGUAAUAACGAAUUGGCCGACCGGAAGUGACCUUAUUUACAUAAUUUUUGUUUCCACUAAAUGAUAUAACUCGGCUCUCUUUUAUAAUAAAAGACGUACCAACAAUUUGGUGCACACUCUCGUGAAUGACAGCAACUCCGAAAUCAUAACAAGAUGAGCUCACGUGAAGACCCUGCAUCAUCUCCAACGUACAGGCUAACGCUAGCUAGCCUCUAUGAUAUGACGACAAGGGGAAAGAUGCUCGAAGCAGUGAAACAGCCAUGAAGACUGUGAUGGUGUUCAUAGCUGGCUGAGAGUACACACCAACCAGCAGGUUGCCGUCAUGAAGGCAGGCGAAAGGACGGAGUGUGGCAGUGGGGAUCUCUUUGAGGACUGGGACUUCCCCUCGGAUGACUCGUCUCUUUUCUGUGACAGCUCCACACCCAUCUCCAGGCUACAGGGCCACAUCACCUGGCUACGGCCACAGGAGAUCUGCCAGUCACCAGUUGUCUUCCCUGCCACUAUCCACCAUAGUCAUGCCAAACAAGGCUUGCUGGGAGACUGUUGGUUUCUGUGUGCAUGCUCCAUGUUGCUCAAGAACAAACAUCUUCUGGACAAGGUCUUCCCACCGCACCAGCCCAUGUGGGGUGACAGCAAGUACAGAGGUUCCUUUCACUUUCACUUUUGGGUGAAGGGAAACUGGACAGAGGUGACCAUUGAUGACCGCCUACCUUGUAUUGAUUCAGUUCUCUGCUUCUCACACUGCCACACCCCCUCUGCCUUCUGGGUGGCUCUGCUGGAGAAGGGAUAUGCUAAACUUCACGGUUCAUAUGAGCGGCUGUGGGCUGGGCAGGUGUCCGAGGCCUUAGUGGACCUGACUGGGGGUCUUGCAGAGUGCUGGAGUUUGUCUCACUUUGGUUCAGAGGAGGAGCAGCACACAUCAGAGGAGAACCACAAUCAGGCCAGGAGACAAAGGCUGGACCUGGACAUCAUAUAUCCACUGAGAGCCACUUGUGCACUCAGUUGCUCUACUCAAAGCAUCCCGGGAGGAGACAGCGAGCUGGGUCAACACCAUGCCAUGGCUGUGAUGGAAUGGCUGGAUGUGAAGACAGUAGCAGGAAGCAGGGUGCGACUGUUCAGGAUCAGAAACCCCUGGGGGAGAUGCUGCUGGAGUGGAGCCUGGACAGAGGGUGGUGCAGGAUGGCGUUCGCUGGAUUCGGUCGAUGCUUCGGAUAUCCAAGCUCGGGCGGCACAGGGUGACUUCUGGUUGGAUGAAACCGAAUUCCUGUCCCAGUUUGAUGAUGUCACAGUAGGCUACCCAAUCAGUGAGGAGGGACACCUACGAAAUAUCUACACUGUGAAAUCUCAAACAGGAAACCCGCUGCCUCACCGGCAUCACCUCGCUGGACGCUGGGUAAAGGGCAUAUCCUCUGGUGGAAGUCGAAACAGCAGCACUUACAGCAGUAAUCCAAAGUUUUGGCUCAAGAUGUACGAGAAAGGUGAGGUUCUCAUAUCCCUGCUGCAGCACAGGAAGUGGAGGCAAUAUGCAGACACACCCCAAGAGGAUGACGUGAGGCGCCAGCACUACCAGGCCAUCGCUUUACACAUGUGGAAGGUGGAGAAGAAACGUUUUCAUCUGAGUCGUACUGUGAACAAAGCGCCAUGUGCUUCUACUCACUGCCACGCCCACCAGAGAGAGGUGGUGCUUCCUGGUCAGCUGGAGCCCGGACACUACCUUGUGAUCCCCAGCAUCUACCAGCCAGGAGCAGAGGCCCGCUUCCUCAUCAGGGUCUUCUCCUCCUCUUCCUCGUCCCUCAGUGCCCUGUCGAGCCCAGCACCUCUACUGCCGUUAACUUCAGACGGAGAGUGGGAGACCAGUCACUUCCGGGGCUCGUGGGUGGAAGGAAGCUCUGCAGGAGGAAGCAGGAACUUCCCGUUCCACGGGAAGAACCCAUGCUUCCCUUUUACGGUUUGUGAAGAGCCAGUUACGGCAGGCCUCAACAUCAAGGUUACCCUGCGCCAGAGCCGUGCUGACACUGAUCUGCUCCCCAUUGGCUUCCAUAUUUAUAAGAUACCAGCUGGAGAGCAAUGUCAUUCCAUCCCCAGUGAGGACCCCGUUGCCAGUUGUGUUCCCCACUGCCACACUCAGGAUGUUAGCUUGUCCUGCUCUCUUCCAUGUGGAGUUUACCUCGUCGUACCAUCCACAUACCAGCCUGACUGCGUAGGAGAAUUCACCAUCAGCCUUGCUCAGAGAAUAAACAGGAGAGUUGUGAAAAGCCAAGAAAAGCUGGGAAAAGCCAUUCAGGAGGUGUCUCACAUCUCAAUGAUGCGAAGCUAGCCCUCUUUGCUGCUUCAAUGAUGUCGGUGCCGCAUGAUGAAAGGACUCCCCCUCCUCCCUACCGAGACGUGUGUGUGUGUGUGUGUGUGUGUGCACAUGUACGGCUAUGCAUGUGCACCGUGACUUAGUGGAAAUUUGUGCGUCGGGGAGCUUCUCUUCAUCCUGAAAAUCUGAGGCUGAGGGCCGAUGAACAGCAAGGCACUCAUUGGCCAUUAGGACAUCAGAGGUUGUCGGUGGGCUGGGCUGCUAAUGAACUAUGACGGGACUGGCUGGUGUAAACAAACAGCCGCCAUUGAAGAAAGCCGCCACCUCUGUUGCUCAUUCAGUCACUGAUGCGCCCGUCGGACCGGAACAAAGGCUCCUCUCAUGAGGUCCUCACAGAAGCCCUGUGGGCAAGGGGUGAGCGGGGUUGGUCUGCGACUGCUGAGCCAACCAAACCGGAACGCGACACAACCGUGCCACACUGAGCCAAAGUUGUCUACCAAUCCCUCAGUCCCCCGCACACUCCUUUCUCAGCGUCCACUGUGUGUGUGUAUAUGUGUGCGGCUGUUCAGAAACAUAGGUUAUACCCUAUAUGUGCCCUCGAUGUAUCUCACAAUGCAUCAUGAAAAGCAGUGAACAACCAAUGGUCACUGGAAAAGCAAUAUAUCCCAUGAAGCAUUGCACCAAAACAUAAAAAAAGAAAAAACAUGGAACGGACAUAAUUCUUUGUGUUUAUGUUAUAAAAUACACUCAUCUUAAAACAGUUACCCGACUUAAGACUUUGUCAAGAUACGAGUCGUCGAUGUGACGAAUUUCUUACUUUGACAUGCGAGCGCAACCUUUAGAUACGAGCGCUGUAUGUCGGCAGGUGACUCAACUCUGUUCACUCCAAGCAGGAGUUUGGCAGAUAUCAUUAAUUAAUUAUGUUCAAAAAAGACUUAAAGCGGUUUAUUGCCACUCAGUGGGUUACCGUCAAACUAAACUUAAAACAUAGAGAAUUACACGUGCAUUAAACUAUGUAGCCUCCUCUACCUUAAUGCUAACAUACAAUAGAAAAUACCAUGGGCACACGGGCUAACAAUUAGCAUCUACUGUAUGUGGUGGUGGUGUUAACCUUUAAGUAAUAGAUAUCUGAACACAAGCAAGCAACACAUGGCGAAAGACCAUAUAACAGUACUCACAAGCAUUAAUUCUUUAUCCACUGCGAAGAAUGACUAAUCUUACUGCCAUACUGAUCCUCCUGUCUUUUUGUGUCAUUACUGUAUGUGUUUAUGAAGUAUUAUAGAGUUCUCUUUUCUCAUUUAAAAAAAUCAUUACAAAAAUGGGAGGUUGGAACAGAUAAUGGUAUUUCCAUGGGGAAAGAUGAGUUGAGAGUUUUGAGUUGCAAGGGUGGUUGUGGAACAAAUUCGAGUUGUAUAUCAAGGGACAACUAUACUAUCAUUUGACUGAUGAAGAAUGAACUACAGUAUAUCGUCCACUGUAUACAAAUCCCUACAUAAUGAUUGGGGAGUAGGGAAUAAGCACACAAUUCCAAAUACAGACUUUGUCAUUUCUGGGAGUUCACACCAUGAAUCUCCCGCACAGCACGCCCUUAAAUGAUGUCUGUACCGAAGCCAUCCACUGCCUCCCUUUUCCGUCCCCCCUCGGACCACCGCUCUGACCCGAACAGAGCCUCUGAAGUGGCAGUGAAAACAGAUGACAAGGAGCAGGAUGCAAGGGAUGAAACAAGGGACGCGGCACAUCAGAGGAGGUCGGCCUGUGUGAAGAGAGCGCCAAUUGGUUUUGUGUUGAGGCUGUGCGCGUUUGGCAGCGGGUUUGCCUCCUGCUCAUCCACCAUAUCUGUCAUUGAAAGGCCUGAUGAUUGACUCCCUGUGAGACAGUGCUGAGCCAAUGAAUAAAAGAUUUGUUUUGUACUGUAGUUUUUUUUUUUUAUAAAUCUUUGAGGUCCCUAUGGAGAAUAAAAAGUUCAUGAGAAGUUG
Molecule: messenger RNA, 4300 nt
Organism: Phyllopteryx taeniolatus (common seadragon)
Lineage: Eukaryota; Metazoa; Chordata; Actinopteri; Syngnathiformes; Syngnathidae
Gene: capn10
Product: calpain 10
Exons: 13
Coding region: 345-2339 (664 amino acids)
Biological process (GO): proteolysis
Cellular component (GO): cytoplasm
Molecular function (GO): calcium-dependent cysteine-type endopeptidase activity
Source: RefSeq, a predicted model, not a curated record